AAUAAAUUAUUUUGUUCUUCAGAACAGAAAUUGAUCGGCGUUCAAAAAGUAAUCUUUCAUCGAUCGUCGUCACUCUCUUUCAAACCUUUUCCGUUGAAUCGAACGAACGAACGAGAAUCUUUCACUGAAUUGCAGCACCGACGACGAACUUUCCGAUGCAUCGCCGCCGGUGCGUGUCGUCCAGAGCCAUUUCGGACGCAGAGAGUGAGUCCGAUAACGAAAUGAUGAAGUGCUUGUCGUGUCUGGAGGAUUACAGGUCACGCGACGCCGGAACCUGCAAGGAGUGCUACGAGGAAGCUAAUGAGACUGAGGAAGAGCUCAAGCGUGAGAUCGAAGACUUGAAAGCUAAAGUUGCUUUCCUCAGGUUUUGGUCCCCUCUCGAUCAUCUUCAUAAUCGGUCGAAUGCUCCUUGCUUUACUGAUGUUGUUUUGAUCGCCUCCGGCGAUGGCGCUGAGGGAUAUGCUGUGCCACUUCCCGCUCAUAAAGCUGUCUUGGUGAGUCGCUCGCCCGUUUUCAAAGCUAUGCUUGAGAAUGAAAUGGAAGAAAGUCGUAGUGGUACCAUAAAGAUCAGCGACGUUUCAUUCGAUGCCCUCCGCGCCUUUGUCAAUUAUUUGUACACAGCAGAAGCCUGUCUUGAUGAGCAAAUGGCUUAUGACCUUUUAGUUUUGGCUGAGAAGUAUCAGGUGAAGCAUCUGAAGUCACAUUGCGAGAAGUUCCUAAUAUCAAAACUGAACUGGGACAACUCAAUCAUGAACUACACCUUUGCACACCAGCACAAUGGCAAGCAUAUGAUCGAUGCAGCUCUGUCGGUGAUUAUCGACAACAUGGACAAGCUUACCAAGAGGGAGGAGUACAUGGAGCUCGUCGAGAAGGAUCCACGGCUUGUCGUGGAAAUCUACGAAGCAUACAUGUCUAAACAGGUAAAUACUGCUGCUUGUAAGGAUUGUUCUGUGAAAUAAAACUCAAGUAGAUCUUAUAGCCAUUGUGAUUUGUUUUGUGUGCUUGCAAGAACUGUUUUGUUACUUAGAUUACGAUGAGCAUGCACUCCAAUAAUACCUCGAAUGUAUCUUGUUAAACAAAAACUAGAACGUAAUCCAAUCGAUAUAAAUAUGCUUGUUUGGCUA
This is a messenger RNA of Cucurbita moschata (crookneck pumpkin), 1124 nucleotides long. RefSeq names its product BTB/POZ domain-containing protein At4g08455. Gene Ontology annotation, biological process: proteasome-mediated ubiquitin-dependent protein catabolic process; regulation of proteolysis. Bases 156 to 959 code for a protein of 267 amino acids. The record is from RefSeq and is a predicted model, not a curated record. Gene Ontology annotation, cellular component: cytoplasm. Gene Ontology annotation, molecular function: ubiquitin protein ligase binding. NCBI's taxonomy places the organism in Eukaryota, Viridiplantae, Streptophyta, Magnoliopsida, Cucurbitales, Cucurbitaceae. The transcript has 2 exons.